CUGAGAGCUGCGGCCGCCCACUGGAUCGACAGCAAUCUGUCGGCCGGUACGCGGCUGGCCGCCGGGCUGUUGUUGGCCGCCUCGCUGGUGGCGCAGGAAGAUCUGCUGCUGCGCGGCGCUCAGGCGCUAGCCUUCGCCUCUUUGGCGUGGCUGGUGCAGCCGCGGCUUCGUUUGCGGCGCACCAUCGUGUUUCUUGCGGCGACCGUCGCGUUCAAUUUGCUCACUCCCGCCGGCCGGGUGCUCCUGCAGAUCGGUGGCGUUGUGGUGACCGAAGGCGCGCUGAUGGUCGGCGCGGGCAAGGCUGCCAGCCUCGGCGGGUUGCUUUUCCUCUCGCGGCUCAUGGUCGAUCCGCGCCUGCGGCUGCCUGGGACGGCUGGAGCGCUGGUCAGCUCCACGAUGACGUUUCUUGCCCGGCUCAUGGAAGAACGUGUUCGCUUCCGACUCCGUAGCCCGGUCCGGAGCCUCGACCAGACCUUGUUGGCUGCGGGCAGCGCUCCGCACGAAGCGGUUCGGGUGCGCCGCGCUGGCAGCACCACGAUGAUGGGAAGGGUAUGCGCGGUUGCCGUGCUCGUGCUCUGCGGCUGCGCGGUCGUGUGGGGACGUCUGCGCGGCUGA
Molecule: messenger RNA, 615 nt
Organism: Geodia barretti
Lineage: Eukaryota; Metazoa; Porifera; Demospongiae; Tetractinellida; Geodiidae
Source: the annotation of a GenBank genome assembly